Messenger RNA from Pelobates cultripes (western spadefoot toad), 9042 nucleotides. The record is from the annotation of a GenBank genome assembly. Lineage: Eukaryota; Metazoa; Chordata; Amphibia; Anura; Pelobatidae.
CCCACUCUCUGCCUCGCUGACGCGAGAAUCUAAUCACGUGAUACCUGUCACUCCCAGCAGACUUCGCGGCCAAGAUGGCGGCCUCCAUCAGAUUGUUCCGUGCACUCGGUGACCAGGUGAAUGCUAACAUGUUUUUAUUAAAGGUGAUCGGCGUUACACAGUGACAUCAGAGCCGAAUACUGCGCCAGUACGACGAUACGCGUUGUAAAUGAUAGGCGGAGUCGUGGAUGUGAACAUAUAGCAUUAGUUUGUUGAUCUGUCAUUGUAAUCUGUCAGAGCAGUUGGUUGUUUUGCUAAUAAUUUGUAAAGAUCAUAAGGAACAGACCUGGAGUUUAUUUUGUUAGAAAAUGUCUGAUACUUAUCAAGAUGCAACAUGAUGUGCAGACUGCCUCAAUUAAAAGGAUACUGACAUAAUAUACAUAAUAUAAUAAUAUACUGACAUAAUAUAAUAUACUGACGUAAUAUACUGAAAUAAUAUAAUAUACUGACGUAAUAUAAUAUACUGAAAUAAUAUAAUAUACUGACAUAAUAUACAUAAUAUAAUAUACUGACAUAUAUACUGACAUAAUAUACAUAAUAUAUACUGACAUAAUAUACAUAAUAUAAUAUACAUAAUAUAUACUGACAUAAUAUACAUAAUAUAAUAUACUGACAUAUAUACUGACAUAAUAUACAUAAUAUAUACUGACAUAAUAUAUACUGACAUAAUAUACAUAAUAUAAUAUACUUAUUACUUACAUAAUAUACAAAUUAUAAUAUACUGACAUAAUAUACAUAGUAUAAUAUGCUGACAUACAUAAUAUAGUAUACUUAUUGCUUACAUAAUAUAAUAUGCUGACAUAAUAUAAUAUACUUAUUGCUUAUAUAAUAUGCUGACAUAAUAUACUUAUUGUAUACAUAAUAUAAUAUGCUGACAUAAUAUGCAUAAUAUAAUAUAGUUAUUACUUACAUAAUAUAUACUGACAUAAUAUACAUAAUAUAAUAUACUGACAUAAUAUAAUAUACAUAAUAUAAUAUACUUAUUACUUACAUAAUAUAUACUGACAUAAUAUAAUAUACAUAAUAUAAUAUACUUAUUACUUACAUAAUAUAUACUGACAUAAUAUAAUAUACUGAUAUAAUAUACAUAAUAUAAUAUACUUAUUGCUUACAUAAUAUAAUAUGCUGACAUAAUAUAAUAUGCUGACAUAAUAUACAUAAUAUAACAUACUUAUUACUUACAUAAUAUAACUUUGUUUAUUCUUGACAGAGGACAAGCUAUGUCUUGUCAGAACAUUCCUAAUGUGGGUUUAUCUCUAUUUGCAGGGAAUGAUUGCCAUUCUGAAUCCAGCCAGGCUGGCCACCCCUGCAACUGUCCUGCCCAUCAGGACCAAGAAAAGAUAUUUCAUCCCACCAUCUGUGUCUAGCAAAUAUAAAACUAUGACAGACAUGAUGAACAAGGCUAAGGCAGCUGGUGUGGUGACUCCUCAUGAAAUCCCAGAGCGCCCAAUUAAUAUUUCCUGCACGGGUAUGAACUCUAAACAUGUUGUUUUUUUGUUUGUUUGUUUUUUUCUUUGGAGCACAUUGUGAUAUUUGAGGGGUGGGGGUUUGUUUAGCUAGGCAGAGAACUAGUACUUUAGAAAUAUUUGGCCUGCAGAUUCUCAUAGAUCAGAGUGGUAUGAAUUUAUUUUUAAGGAAUAUUACUAAUUCUUCUUUGCUUUUAGCUGGCAUAUUUGAAGCAUAUGUGCCCCCUGAAGGUGAUGCUCGUCUAUCUACACUUUCCAGGGAAGGUUUGAAGCAGAAAACAGAGCAACUCAAAAAGAAUGCAGCUUCUCAGCUUGCGUAAGUUUUGGAAUUACCUAUUCAAGUCAUACGUUUCGUAAACUGUAACCCAAGGCUGUUCCAUCCUAAUUCCACUUCCGUUAUUUGCAACCAAUUCUUAAUUCUAUAGCAUAAAUCACACACUCAUCUCACUCUGUUUUAAAGGACCACUAUAGGCACCCAGAGCACUUCAGCUCAAUGAAGUGGUCUGGGUGCCAGGUCUCUCUAGGUUUAAUCCUGCCUGCUGUAAAGAGAAACUGCUAUGUUUACAUAUGGGUUUAUCCAGCCUCUAGUGUCUGACAGCCGCUAGAGGCGCUUCCGCGCUUCUCACUGUGAUUUUCACAGUGAGAAGAUGCCAGCGUCCAUAGGAAAGCAUUGAGAAUGCUUUCCUAUGGACUGGCUGAAUGCGUGGCUCUUGACGCGCAUGCACAUUCAGCUGAUGACGUCGGAAGGAGGAGGAGAGUCCCCAGCGCCGAGGGAGCCCGGCGCUGGAGAAAGGUAAGUGAUUUAACCCCUUCCUCCCCCUUCAGCCCGGCGAGAGGGGGGCCAUGAGGGUGGGGGCACCCUCAGGGCACUAUAGUGGUCCUUAAAUUCCACUGCAUUCUAUAUCUUUUUUUCCAACAACCAUUGCUACAAAACAACAUCGUAAUAUAUUCUUUAGUGUGUCUUUCUAGUGAAAUUAAAAUUUUUUGCUCACAGAAUUCGGAAGAUAAAAGAAUAUGACAGUGAAUUUCGUAGUAAGACUUUUCCAGAGAAGGCACAGGAAAUAUUCAUUGCUGCACAUGAAUGCCUGAAUCAGUAAGUAACUUGAACCAUUUUACUUUUUCAAUAAACAUAUCCACCUUGGGUGUUCCAGUUGUACCACAGUAUCUCUCCCAUAUUGUCUUACUAAAGGAAUUUAAAAAAAAAAAAAGUGUCUAAUCAAUGCAUGUUUUGUUUAUUUUAUGCCGGAUUCAUGUGUUUUUGCAAAAAGUAAAAUGUGCAUCAUAGAUCAAUUGUUUGUUUACCGCUGCAGGAAACUUACAAAUGUGUACAGGAAACUUAUAAAUGUGUAUUAUGCUGCUAUUCUGAAUGCUUGUCUUUUAAAUAUAAAUUAUGUUAGUCAUUUAAUUGCAUACUGGCUUUUUUUUUUUCUUUAUUUUUGUUCGUGCAUGAGGGUAACAGGCGAAUUUGUACUGCCACAAUAGCUGGUACAGUCGAGUUUACAUACAUUCUUAAUCACAUGGCAUUAACGACAUUGCACUUUUUUUUUGAAAGUAGUUAGAUAAACAAGAUAAUAACGUAAGCUUAGUAGUGAUAGCAAAUUAAAGACAUAGAUAUAGAGAAACAGUUGUGUGUCAUAUUAACUUGCCUAGUUUCAUGGAUUAAUACAGGAAGGUAGGAGCAUGCUAAGUCUAUUGAGGCUAUGGGGUGCUGAACACUGUUGGUAAACAUAGCCCUAGAAAAUGUAUAGCUCUGUGAAAAUUAUGCAGGCUGAACAUUAUCAUACAUAGCCCUAGAAAAUGUGUGUAGAGGAUGAGCUUUGUUGAAAGCUUGGCACAAGUUUGUACUAGUGUUGUUAGUCGAUAGGAAUACAAGAUAAUUGCAAUAGGUUAGCGUGUAAGUUGUAGGGCAUAACAUAUGAGCAUAGGAGUAAAACUGCAUUUCUCAGGGGAUCCAGGAAAGCGUCUUUAACAGCAAGUAGAGACUGUAUGAGGCAUAGGGUGAAUGACUCAUCUCACAGAGGUAGCACAAAAUAAUUAACCAUGGACAGAAACGUUCGGAUGCCUUUGAUUGUAUUCACGUGAGGAAGUACUGUGAGGCUGGCAAUAGUGAAUGCGAGUCCCAUCCGUGACGGUUGCCGCUUGUGAUCAGGACUCCAAUGAUGGUGCGGCUGUAAGAAGCUUGUUAGCGCUUAGCCAAUGCCCGAAGCAGGAAAUCGAAAGUCUUGCGCUUCGGGGGCUAGGGUGGCUGCAACAUUCAGGCGGUUUAGUUGGGCAUCCCUCUUGCCCCAGGCCAGUUGGUAGGCCAGCAUCCUCUUGCCCCGGACGUGUGGGCUCCUAAGGUCCCAGUCCUCCCCUGUAUGGGGUAGACGGGAGAUCGUGGUGGUAUGCCUCUGCCGGUUGCGGGCGAUCUUCCGUCUGCGUGGGUGAUGCCGUGGGGCUGUGCCCGUUUUGGCCCUCGGCCUAGGUGAUCGCUGACUAAUCGGCUUGUGUAUGUUUAAUGUGUGGGGGAUCAGAGGGGGCCAACUCACCACCCUAUCGUGAGCCUCCCCGUGUUGGAAUGCUGCUGUGGCUUGACGGGCUUUCAGCUUAGCCCAGAAACAGUUGAAAAUGUCAUCCAGGUUCUUCUGCGUUAUUUGCGCUGGAGUUAGCAGUUCCGUCUCAGACUGCGUGAUGGCUGGUUCCCACUGGGUACGACAGGUCGCCAUUUUGUGCGCUUUGCUAGGUUGUAGUUUAGUGGUGCUGGUUCGUGCUUGAGACUAGCCUGGUCGGACCGGGAUGACCCCCGCCGGUCCAAAGGGAGGGGAAACAGGGCUGAGAGAAGAGCUUGGGGUUGCACAGCUGCACACCGAGCGGGGGGUCGGCCGCUUCCCCCGUCCGACGGCCGUGCUAGGCCUCACUCCUCCGACCUCCGUCAGCCUUGCAGUGUACUCGCAGGCGACAGACCCGGGUUUCCUCUGCUGGCUCCAGAGGUAGGUAAGUUUCUUUUCGUGGCGUUAUGGCUGGCUGGCUGGCUAGGUUCAGGCUUAGUUGAGGAAUUUAGCUCGGAGCUCACACGAUGUGCGUCCAGCCGCCAUGAUGUCCAGGCCCCGCCCCCCCCAUACUGGCUUUUUUUUAAUUAAAAAAACAGGCAUGAAAAUCUACACCGGUUUGUUGAUAUAUGAGAGGCUGUCAUGCUAUAUAUAUUACAUAUGCAUACUCUAUUGUGCCUAUAUAAUUUAUAUUUUCUCUCAUUGAGACAAGAAGCAUUGUGAAUGCUAGAAAGUAAAUUUUAAAUAAUUUUUUUUAUUUUUAUUUUUAUAAUUUGUCCAGGUUUGACCGCCAUAAAUUGCACACACUGGUGACAGAAAGAUGCUAUCCUGUAAGUAAAACACUCAAGCACAUGCACAGUAAUCAAAUAAUUAACAUAAUGAUUCACAGUCAUAAUAAUUAAUAUUGUGCUAGUAAAUACAAUGGAACUGACAGUCAUAGUCAUUCUCAUGGUAAAUCUUAGAUCCUAAAUGUAAAACUCUGAGGUGUACCUAUGAUCUAUGGAACAAGGGAUAAAGCUGCUUAAUAGCACUUCUGAAAUUAAAAUAAAUAAAAUUUGUUGCUGCACCCUCUCAAUUUUUAUUGUAUCUCUCCACACCCCCUUAUCUCCAGGAUCCUAGUAUGAAAGGUGAAUGUAGAGUGAAUAUGAUAGGAUGAUCAGUCCCUGCACCCUCCCCACACUCACACUGCUGCUUGGAACCAGAGCCUUGUAAGUGUGGUCACAGUGGGAAACACACAAGUGGGUGAGGGGUAAAAGAGAAUGAAGCAACACACUAAAAGAGUAAUUUGGGGUAUUGAAAAUUGUACAAGGGCAAAGGAGAGACACAAAAGAGGGUGAAAAGGAUAUGUAGAGAUCAGUAAAGGGACAAUGGGGUGGUAAGGAGAGAUGUAAAAGGGGUCAAUUUCACAAUGUUACAAAGCUUGACGGGAGAAAAGUGUGUGGUUCCUCUUCUACCCUGUCACGUGAGGUGUACUGCCCCAUCCUCCCAUUUGGACACUACUAGUAAAAGUAAUUUGUGAUGGAGAGACAAAUUUUACAUGGCAAUAUACAUUGAAGGACAGAUUUAAUGGCAAAAUGAAUUUUACAGUGUAUUUUGAAUACACAGUUGUAUUACUGUGGAGUCCUUGAAUAACAUAAAUGUUGUGUAUGAGCCCUUUUUCAGUCUUUCCCUUUUUAAAUAAUGUGUAUAUUUAUUACAUACAUAUUACUUUUUACAUACAGGAAGGGGGCCUCAUCACUAAUAGUUCAAUGGAGAGGGGGAGAACAUUUCACCGCUCAUAUUUUUGUCCCUCACUGCCCUUUCACAUUGUGUUGAUGGCUUUUAAGCAUCAUGGCACUAAAAUAGGACCUCAUUGCUGGUGCUGCCAAGUACAAAAAGAGAUGCCACAUCCACCAUGUUUCCCAGGACACACAUCACUUAAACAAAUUGAUGAAAACUGACCAGAGAAAUACUCAGUUAGCUUACUUAAUAAGCACUGAGGAAAUACAGGAAUCACAUUGCUUUAUUGAUAUCCCAAGCACCUGGGGCGUUAUCUCUGCCAAGUGGUCUUAAUAUAAUGAAGGCUCCUCCCAACAGAUAAAUCAAGCAGUUGGGAGUGUGCAAACAAAGUUUAUAUGUGUCCCCACUGCACUCAUCCUAUACAUAUGUCUUGAGGGGUCGUAUGUAUGACACCCUUACUCUGCAGAGGUCAUGCACAACUGACACCCAGUAAUGACCUGAUAUCCAUUCAAAAUACAAAUACUUUAUGACAAAGGAUCAACAUUUCCAUUUGUUGCUAGCCAUUGGCGAGUAAAUAUUCACCCCCUGUUAAGUGUCUCAUGGACCCACCAUGCUUGCAGUGGUGAGUAACUUGGGUAGUAGUGUAUGACUUGAAAUUUUAAGCCCUAUAUUACAUUAAAAAAAGUGAAUAAAAUAACUGAAUUUGAAAUGAAAUGAAGAUAAGCUCACUCUGUGUUUCCACCCACUACACAUAUUGCAAGAGCUUCCCACCUCUUGGCAGGAGUUUCAAAAAAAAAAAAAACAGCCUAGCUAGAUGACAAAAAGAUACUUUCUUAGACAUUUGGCAGCUGUGCUUUAACUGUGAGACAGUCCAUGGUUAUAGGCACGAGAUGUCUCUCCCUUAUAGUGUUUUUCUUUCCUUUGUAAUUUGCCAUCCAGGGUUCUUUAUGUUGGCUUUGUGACUGUGUAUUUUAUGGAUAUUUUAAUAGCUUUGAAAAAUUUGCCACAAAACUAUAAUUCAAAAUAAAAAAAUUAAUAUGCAUAAAUGUUGUUACAGAUGGAAAUUAUGCACCUGUACCCACCAUACGCUUAUGAACUUCAUGCUCAAGUUUUUACACGCACCUUUUUAUGAUUAAAGAUUUCUGCAAGCAAGGCGUUUGGUGGGUACUGUUGAAUGCAGAUAUGAGAUAAUCAUUGGCAGAAUUUAUGUACGCCUCCCUGUGUUUCUCUUAAUUUCCUGCCACAAAUAUUGUAACUGGUGCCUUUUCUCCUUUGCACAUCAAUGCAAUUCCCCCUUGAUUUCUCAGGAAAUGGUGCGUGGCAAUAGAUAUCGUACUAUACGCUGGAGGUUUAUUGAAUCUCUGGAGCCUCCUCGUGUUGUGCAGGUUCGCUGUCCUGACAUGGUCUCCAAGGGAAACUUGUAUGGGCAGGUGACAGUUCGUAUGCACACCAAACAGGUGAGUGAUAGCAUCAAAGAUUUACUUAAGAUUGACUUUUUAUUUCCUCUGACACUGCUCAGUACUUUUUCUCCUACCUUUACUGUGAGUAUAAGAGUCCUCUCACUGUCGAAGUCCGUAUUGGUCAUCAUUUUGAAGUCCAUAUCCUCCUGUAGAACUUCAUAUGGACACAAUACAAGAGUAGUUUUUGUGUAGUUCCAAAAGUGAACCAGUCAUCAUGGAAACCAAUGAAAAGUGUAAUUUUUAGAGCAUAACCCCAAUAUGUUCCUUCUUUCAUAAACUGGGCAUAUAUCUAGUCCCUCCUUGUUCCAAGCAAUAUAUUUUCUUCACUUCCUAGCAUUUUUUUAGCACUUGUACAAUAUCCCUUACCCUUUUAAUUCUAUGGACCAUUCUGUAUUUAUUACUGGUUCUCUUUACGUGCUAACUUAUAGCAUUAUGUCUUUUCAUAAUUUAAUUCAUGAGUAAGGAAAAUUUAAACCCUUUCCUAGUUUAUCCCAUGCAUCAUUUUCUUGCCAUCUCUUAAUAUCGUUCAACUAAUAAGACUUAAUUAGUGCUCUCCCUAUUAGAAUACUUUUUCCAUAUGCCUCUUAUAUCUUCUUUUGUGGACUCUUUAUAUGUAUUUGUAUGCUUUUUGUCACAUAAUACCACUUGUAUAACAGAGCCUGGUUAUCUAUGAUCGGUUUGGGAGAGUGCAGUAUGGAAAGGAUGAACCUAGAGAUGUUUUAGAGUAUGUGGUAUUCGAGCGUCAUAUGGCAAACCCAUAUGGAACAUGGAGAAUGCAUGGGAAGAUUGUGCCUUCUUGGUCUCCACCAAAAGAACCAAUUGUUAAGGUAACUGAAAAAAAUGGUACACAUGUUUCUGAAAUAGUACACAGGUUAUGUUGCCCAAUGAAAACUGUAUUUUUCUGUAUUGCAGACCGUGGUGUUGCCAGGACCAAACUUACAGCCAUGGGAAGAAGUAGAGGACUUUAUUCAAGAGGUGCCUGAAUCACCGCAACAGCAAUGGCAUAAAUGAAGACUUUACCAUUCUGAUGAACAAUAUUUGAACUGCAUAAUUAGGAUUAAUUUUUCCAGCCACAGUGGGAUACAUACUCCAUCUGCAAAGGAUUCUGGACCCGCCCAACACUGUUCUAUUAAAAGUGCUUUGUUUCCUUUUUGUCUUAUUAUAAUUAAAUAUUUUUUUGGCAUAAAUAUUUUCGUCUACCACUCUACCACAAAAUUGUUUUCUUGCUGUGGAUUAUCCUUGUGAAAUAAAAGGUGGAGUCUAGACCAGUAGUUCCAAAUUUAUUCCACAAGGCACACCAAGAGUCAGGAAUCCUGGGCUUUUUCCAGUUCCUGCAAUGACGACAAUGAUAAAACCUGGGCCAUUACUCUGCUGGAGUAAUGGACUGUAAACAACUGGUCUUGACAAACAAUUCCAAAUGCAUAUCAUAUAUUUAGUAUGAACAAGUCUGUAUGUAAGGUUACAUAGCUGAAAAGAGACUUGCGUCCAUCAAGUUCAGCCUUCCUCACAUAUGUUUUUUGCUGUUGAUCCAAAAGAAGGCAAAAAACCAAGUCUGAAAAUUUCUUCUUGACCCCAAAAUAGCAGUCCGAUGUCUCCUUGAAUCACGCAGCUAUUACCCCACUAAUUAGAAAUUAUAUCCCUGUAUGUUAUGUUUUUGCAAGUAUUUAUCCAAUUGCAGUUUAAACUUCUGUAUAGACUCUGACAAAACCACCUCUUCAGGCAGAGAAUUCCAUAUCCUUAUUGCUCUUACUGUAAAAAAACCUUUGCCUUAGAUGAAAUCUCCUUUCUUCCAGCCUAAAUGUGUGACCUUGUGCCCUAUGUAUAGCCCUG